AUGCCAACACCAAUACCGCUAACGAAAGCCAAGAAUCCGCCGCCACUGCCCCAUGAGAUGCACAACAACAUCAGCAGCCAGUAUGGUAGCAGUGCGGCGCUCAGCAAUCAUCAACCUCAUCAGCAUCCGCAUACGCAUCCACAUCCCCAGCAGCAUCAGCAUCAGCAGCAGCAACAUUCAAACACAAAAACGCCCAACAACACGAACAACAGCAACACACAACAAGCAACACCAACAACGGGAACGGGAGCAGCAACAACUGCUAGCAAACAACAACAGCAACCGGGAAACACCAGCAACACACCAACGAAGGCGUCGCGUGAGGCAACACCCAUAAGGGAGCAGCAUCAGCAGCAUGCCACGCCCACACGCGAACACCAGCAACAAACGCCCACGCGACAGCAGCAACUGCAACGCGAACAGCAGCAGCAACACCAUCGCGAUAGGCAGCAACAUUUUCGCGAGCAACGCGAACAACGCGAGCGGGAGUACCAACACGAGCAUGAACACGAACACCACCACCAACACCAACACCAUCACCAUCGUGAACACCACGAGCAACACCAACACCAGCAUCCACACCAACAAACACACCAACACCACCACCAGCAUCAUCAUCAAUAUUCAUCCGGAUCACAGCAGCAACACCAACGCUACAGCAGCAGCAACAACUACAAAUCUCAUAAUAAUUCCGUUUACCAGUAAGGAGAAACCGAAUGCAAUUCCAGCAAUUGGAGCAACAAUAACAAUUUUUUGGAUACAUUCUUUCAAAACUGCUACAGCAAUUCGAUCAGUAAACAGUUUAAUUGUGCUACCUUUGUUCAAACAACCGCAAAAUCCUCGCCCCUCAUGCACGCCUCUUUCUACACUGAACACAACGCGCUUGACAGAAUAUACGAAAUUUACCCCAAAAAUUACCUGGCUACAUCCGAAUACUAUUGAGUUAAAUGGCUCACCAUAUAUCGCUUGACUAGGCCCUUCUAGAAAUGUGUUAAUUUGUUGUAGCUGAAGAGAUGCUCUGACCAAAAAAAAAUAUACAUAUGAUUUAAGUAUGUUAAGUCUAUAAGGCUUAAACCAGUAAAAACAAAUAUUUGUUCUUAUUGAAUUUUAUUUGUAAUAUUAAAACCGUUUCUGGAAUAUCAAAUGCAAAAUUUUAACACUGCCAAGGUUAAAGAAAAAUGUUGAAAAUAAAAUAAAACAAUAAAAUACGAGCAUCUCUGUCCAACUUGGCUUUCCGUUCUAUAAACAUAGUGUAGUAUAUGGCUCCCCCAGAAAACUGUCUUUAUAUCUAUUGAAACCAAGAACCACUCCGAUCCCCGAACUAGAAUAACCAGAGAGAAGACCUAUCCAGACCUUAGGUAUCCUGAUCCUAAGACCCUCUAUUGAACCACGAACCACGCGCUAGUCGAAAAAUGUGUAAAUCUGUGUAAACUCUAAAACAUAUUAUUGUAUGAUUAUUAUUAUUAUACUAUUGAUUAUCAAGAUUAUCAAGCGAGCAACGUAGCUUAGACCGUUAGUCAUUACUUGUUUGAACUAGUGACAAGACAAGUUUAGGUUCACAAAUUACUGUAAGAGCAAUGUUAUUUGAUGAUAAACCCACAAAAGCCCCCAAGAAAAGCAACCACAACCGAAUAAGGCAUACACUAAGAAAAUCAAGAGCUUAAAAUGUUAAAAAUGAACAAGUAAAAUAUCUAAAAAUCCCCUAAACAGUAAGCAAAAAAAAGUCGAUGCAGAGAAAAAAUGAUGAAACAAGAUUUAAUGCACAGGCACUGUAAAAUGUAAAAAUAACCAGCAAACUAGUAACGAAUUGUCGCUUUUGUUAGAUUCAAACACACACUAACACACACGAAUACACGCAUGCACGGCACACACACCAGUACACACACGCAUGCAUAUUGCCAAAUUGAUUGUAUUUACAGCAGCUAAUUGAACAAACGCAAACAAAAAUCAACAACAAACAAAAAUGAAGCCCACCUAAGCAAAAGAUAAUUUGUAAAAAUUAAAAAAUAAUCUUAAAAUUAAAUCACCAAAAUGUAAAAAGCUAUGAAUAUAUAUAAAACGAAGCAAGCAGUAGCUAUGGCCACAAAAACACUCACACAACACUCAAAAACACUGACAACAGCACCCACUCAGAAAUACUUAGCCCAAAAAGCGCAUCAAUUCUAAAUUUUAACCAAGAUAUCAAAUUAUAUACCCGCAGUGUUGUUAGGUUAAUCGGCAUUUUCGACGACUGAAAUUCUAUCAUAUUUCGAACACAUUUAAUUAUCGACAACCUUUACAGUUCUACGAUUAAAUCGAUUAAUUCGAUCAAUCUGACAACACCGCAAGGCAUAUCCCUGUUAUUAGUACAACUUAAACUGCACACUGCACAAUUUUUGAAUGUUUGUUAAAUGUUUUGAGGAGCAAAAGGCCCGACGACACCAGGAAAAUCCGCUGCAAAAUUGUAUUCUCCUCACCAACUAACUAGGGAAGAAGGACCCUCGCACCCCAAAAACAAACCGAUCCCCAAAAACGCAACUCCAACCCAGAAAAAAUGGUAAACGAAUUAUGAUACUGCUAGGGCAGAAGGACAUCUACGUCUGCUCUGCCACUAAAAAGAAAAAUGCAAAAAUAACAUUUACGCUGUAGAGACAAGAAGAAAUUAACGCUUAAAAUUUGAGGUUGAUUGGCAUUAAGUAAAAGUUAAACGAUGUUGAAGCAGGAAGAGCCGAGCCGACAGGGCGCGAUCACGAGCAAGUAAAUUAAAUUAUAUAACAACUUUACAACUUUAAACGGGCACGACGAACAACCAGCAAGUGCUUACUAUAACUUCAUACGUAUUGUGUAAAAUAUUAGCAAUGAAAAAAAUCCUUUUUAUAGAUCAAAAACAAAACAAAACAAAAAACCAACGUAUUUUUCGCUCUCUAUCCUUCACUUUCGAUUAAACGAUCUACCUAUAUCUGUCAUUCACUCAAUCAACCAAUCAAUCAGUCAGUCGUUCAGUCAAUCGUUUCGGCAAAUUUGUUGAUUUCGUUUGUUGUGUGUGAUAGUGUUUGGAAUAUGAAAUGAAACUUUUGCAUGUCACAAGAGCAAUUUGUUCGCCCCUAAGUCCCCAAGAAAGUUAACUUUGUGUCUAAUGAUCUAAUGAUAUGUAUAGGGCAUGGAUCCUAUGCCGGGCUUGUUUUAAUCAUCUCCAAAAAUCAAAUCUCCAAAUGGAAAACUAAUUCUCUGCUUAACUCUCUCUUAUUAACUCUCUUUAUGUAUGUGUCGUCUGUGUGGAAAUUGAAUACAUAUACAAAAUUAUUACAAUUGAAAUUGAAAUUGAAUCCGUUAUAUGAGGUAUUGUACUUGUAUUUUUGUUGACUAUUAUGUAAUUAAACGCUUUACUGAAUAUCAGUUAUGUACAUUUUUUAGCUGAAACUAAAAAUUAAAAACCAAAUUCAAGCAAAAAAGCUUAUGCUGUUACUUAUUGUUAGUGAAUUUACCACAAAAACAAACAAAACAAAAAAUGAAAACAAAAAUCGAGAAACCAAAAACAAAAAAGUUGAAUUUUCAAAAAUUUAUAGAUACAAAAAGAAAUCAUUUUGCAACGUUCUUGCGUGAAAAAAGAAAAUAUCAAGGGGAUUGCCUUGUGGACGCACUUACGCCUUUGUAUAUUGCGAUACAUUUUGAUGAGAAGGCUUAUCUUAAACUUUGAGAACUACCAGAUAAAUAUCUAUUUAAUAUAACGUAUACAUGCAUACAAGCAACAUAUAAACAUAUACCGUAUAUAAAACGUAUGCUAAACUAUAUCUAAAUUGUAAACGACAAUGAGAAGCAAUUUUAAGCAAAAUGAAGAAAACCAUUUCAAUUUCAACUUCAAUACCCCCACAUGCAAAAACACACACGGAUGAUGUAAACCAUUUAUGUGAAUUAAUAUGUAUAGAACUAUAUUGUAUAACUAUGAAUACAAACAGCAACAAGGCUAUCUAUAUGCUAUGCUAAUGAAAGGGUAAACGGCAUUUAAACUCAUUCAACCAAAAAACCAACAACAGAAACCGCAUCACACGGAAAUGAAAGAAAUGAAAGCUUAUAAAUACCAUAUAGAACCGUAUAUGUAUCAUACCAUAUAGAUCCACCACAACCAUGUACCACGUAAAUAUCGUAUCGUAAAUAGCAAUAGCAAUAGCAGUUAGUUAUAGUCAAUAUGGAUAGCUAAACUACCGAAUAGCAAAGCCUCAGCCGAAGCAAACUUGUUGUACGAUUAAGAUUGAGCUAGACUUUUAACCAGAGAUAAUCCAACUUGUAGAUAUAUCGAUAUAUCACAUAUAAAUAUAUAUGUAUGAUUGUGUAUAUUACCGGAUAACAAAAGAACUCUUAUGAUUUCCAGGUCUCGCUUUUGAGUUGAUCCUUAUUAAGAAACCCCCCAACUAAUAUAUAUCAAGUCCCCAAAAUCCUUUAAUCAAUUCAGACCAGACCACAAGAACAACCAACAACCAACUACAACAAAAACAAA
This is a messenger RNA of Drosophila yakuba, 4474 nucleotides long. RefSeq names its product G-box-binding factor-like. The transcript has a single exon. The record is from RefSeq and is a predicted model, not a curated record. Lineage: Eukaryota; Metazoa; Arthropoda; Insecta; Diptera; Drosophilidae. Bases 1 to 705 code for a protein of 234 amino acids.